Messenger RNA from Mustela erminea (ermine), 2527 nucleotides. It is a transcript of the gene RNF149, whose product is annotated as ring finger protein 149. The transcript has 7 exons. The coding region runs from base 140 to 1351 and encodes 403 amino acids. The record is from RefSeq and is a predicted model, not a curated record. Lineage: Eukaryota; Metazoa; Chordata; Mammalia; Carnivora; Mustelidae.
GCGCCGCAGCCCCGCCCGCCGACCCGCCUGGCUCUUAUCCGGCUCGGCGGCAAGCGCCUGGUUCUUAACUCUUUUCGGCGGCCUCGCACGCGCGUGGUUCCAGCCCCGGCCUCCUCCUCUUCGGGCCGGCGGUGGGGCCAUGGCGUGUCGGCGGCGACCCGAGGCUGGCGUCGGGGCCCGCGGCGCGCUGGCGCUGCUGGCGCUGGCUCUGAACGUGCCCGGGGCCAGGGGCCGGGCGCUCGAGUGGUACUCGGCCGUGGUGAGCACGGAGUACGUGGACCCGCACACGAACCGCACCGUGUGGAGCGUCUCGGAGAGCGGCCGCUUCGGCGACAGCUCGCCCAAGGAGGGCGCGCAGGGCCUGGUGGGCGUCCCGCGCGCGGCGGACCGCGACCCCGAGGGCUGCGCGCCAGACACUCGCUUCCUCGUGCCGGCGCCCGGCGGCCAGGGGGACGCGCCCUGGGUGGCCCUGGUGGCGCGCGGGGGCUGCACCUUCAAGGACAAGGUGCUGGUGGCGGCGCGGAGGAACGCCUCGGCCGUGGUCCUCUACAACGGGGAGGGCCACGGGAACCUCACCACGCCCAUGUCCCACGCGGGAACUGGAAAUAUAGUGGUCAUUAUGGUGAGCUACCCAAAAGGAAGAGAAAUUUUGGAUCUGGUGCAGAAAGGCAUUGCAGUGAAAAUGACCAUAGGGGUUGGCACCCGUCAUGUACAGGAGUUCAUCAGUGGUCAGUCUGUGGUAUUUGUGGCCAUCGCCUUCAUCACCAUGAUGAUUAUCUCAUUAGCCUGGCUGAUAUUUUACUAUAUACAGCGUUUCCUAUAUACUGGCUCACAGUUUGGAAGUCAGAGCCAUAGGAAAGAAGCUAAGAAAAUCAUUGGCCAGCUUCCACUUCAUACUGUAAAGCAUGGAGAAAAGGGAAUUGAUGUUGAUGCUGAAAACUGUGCAGUGUGUAUUGAAAAUUUUAAAGUAAAGGAUGUUAUCAGAAUUCUGCCAUGCAAGCAUAUUUUUCAUAGAAUAUGCAUUGACCCAUGGCUUUUGGAUCACCGCACGUGUCCAAUGUGUAAACUUGAUGUCAUCAAAGCCCUGGGAUAUUGGGGAGAGCUUGAAGAUGUGCCCGAGACGUCUGCUCCAGAACCUACCCCUGGGAGUGUUUUGGUGGCAAAUUUGAGUAUCAGUUUACAAGAUGACAGAAGUGAGGGGAGCAGUUUGCCCUCGUCUUCCACUAGUGAUUCUGCACCACCGUGUGACACUAGUUUCAAAGAAGAUGCAGGUGAAAACACAGCCUUACUAGAAGCGGGCAGGAGUGACCUGCAACGUGGAGGACCCAUCUCCUCACGCACAUCCUCAUGACCACAUCAUGGAUAGAGCUUUGGCUCGAAUCAAAGGACUUUUUUUUUUUUUUUUUAAACUUCAGCACAUAGUUUGUAUAUUUGAAAAUAAUGUACAUUCUUUUACCUUUCAGAUUCUGAUUUGAUAUCCAAAGGGCUAUUUUAUUCUUAAAGAGACGUUUUGAUUAGUUUUAAUAUAUUUAUCUACUAAAAUGUAUCAUUUAUGAUAAACAGUAUGUUGCUUUGGACUAUUACAGAGACCACUAGGAAGGCACUCUAAAGGUCAGGGUAUGUUUCUGAAUAGUAGACUAGCUGCUACGGUACUGUAAGAACAGGAUUAAUUUUGUUUCUCAAGGAUGAUUUUAGACUGAGCAACUGAAUUUAGACCAAUGGAAAUGCAAUUGUAUAAUUCAGUGAUUGAUCAUGAGUUUUCCCUGGAGGAAAGAUUUUUCUAGAACAUUAAACCUGUGAAUGAGAUGAGAGAAAUCUAUAGCUUUCUUGAACCUCCAUGUCAUCAUCCAGAGACUUCGAAAUCUAAGAAGACUUCUUCAUGAUUUUCACUUGGAAUUAUAGGAAAAGCACUAGAUGGACUUUAGGCUUUGCAGUUUUCCUUUUUAAUUUCUAAUUUCUUAUGACACCUUAAAGGAGAGGGAAAUUUGUCCAUUUUUUCCACAAAUAAAAAAAGCUAAGAUUCUGUCUGCAUCACACUUGAGCAAUAAAUUUUUCAUUGCCUUAAAAUUAAAAAAAAAAAUUUUUUUUCAUUGCCUUAAGGGAAAUCGAGUAGGCAGAAUUAUUUUUAGUAAAUGACGACUGUAUUGGUCCCAAGUACUAUUUAAUCUUUACAACUAAAAAGGUAAUAGAUGGAGAAUUUUGGUUGUCACUACAAAAUAAACAAGCAACCAGUUUUCUUGAUUGGUUUAAAGCAGACUUAAUGAUGACCUUGUGUCAUCUAUCCUUUUUAAAAUCUUGGCUGUUCUUGUAGGUGAAAGGGUCAGGUUAAUGUAAAGCUUUUGGAGAUUGUGCUCUUUAAGUUUUCUAAAAUGAUUAAGCACACACAUAGUCUUCUCCCUCUUGGAGGUGGGAGUGGAGGAGGGUGAGGGAGAGUUACCUCUUAACUGUUGUCCUUUGUUCCUUCUAAGCUAGUUGCUGUGUAUAUCUUUAUUUUGUGAGUAAAAAAUAAAUGUUGAGAAAAAUAUAA